CCCAACCAUGGACGAAGAAGAAGAAGCCCCCCAAGCAAUGUUGCCAUCACACAAUUCUCCAUACCUCUUAGAACCCUUAUUGCUUCCAUCCACCUCAAUGUACCCAUCUCACCAAUUUCCCCAACGAAUGGUUCAACCGGAUAUAGACUGGAUUAGCCUUCUCUCCAGUACUACUAAUACUUCAAUUGGAUUUGGAGAACAAACACCAGCAGUGGUCUCUGCAUCAUCAUCAUCAGUUGAUGGUGGUCAAGGUGAAGAAGAGAAUAAUAAAGGAAGUAAAGAUAAGGGAAAGUUGAGCAGGAUGACUAGGAAAGCAACUCGUCCGAGGUUUGCCUUCCAGACAAGGAGUGCUGAUGAUAUACUUGAUGAUGGGUAUAGGUGGAGGAAAUAUGGACAGAAAGCUGUGAAGAAUAGCAUCUAUCCCAGAAGCUACUACCGCUGCACGCACCAUACAUGCAAUGUGAAGAAGCAGGUUCAAAGGCUAUCCAAGGACACAAGCAUCGUUGUGACAACAUAUGAAGGCGUUCACAAUCAUCCAUGUGAGAAACUAAUGGAGCGUUUGAGCCCUCUUUUGAAGCAGAUGCAAUUCCUAACAAGAUUUUAAGCCAAACUUGG
Molecule: messenger RNA, 615 nt
Organism: Telopea speciosissima
Lineage: Eukaryota; Viridiplantae; Streptophyta; Magnoliopsida; Proteales; Proteaceae
Product: probable WRKY transcription factor 43
Exons: 2
Coding region: 8-604 (198 amino acids)
Biological process (GO): regulation of DNA-templated transcription
Molecular function (GO): DNA-binding transcription factor activity; sequence-specific DNA binding
Source: RefSeq, a predicted model, not a curated record